AGCUUGCAGGGGAAGGGGUGGAAUUAACCGGCUCUCCCUGUUACCUUUGGCAUGGGCAUAGCGGGCCGAGUGGCCUCCUUGCCUGCUGUUUAAUCCCAGGCAUUAAUUGCACCCAGUGCUGUUUCUGUUGGCUUUGUUACUGUCGAGGAAAAUUUCCAAGGCGUGGGAAGCAAAGGGAUGGAAUCGGUCAAAACUUGUUUUAUAAACAAAAUCUAACAUGGCUUCUGGAACUAGUCAAGCUAUUUCUUCAGAAGAGCUUCGGAGAAGACUUUAUCAGACGUUCAAAAAUCGAGGUGUCUUAGAUUCUUUAAAGUCUCAGCUUCGAAAUCAGCUUGUUCAUGAACUAACUCGCCCUGAUUUAAAUGGACGUUUACUUCCACGUGGCCAUCGUCAUCAACGUCCUUCUACAGAUGAAGAUUCUCUAUUGAUUAUGGCUGCAAAUAGUAUGGUAGCAGAUCACUUGAGCAGCACAGGAUAUGAGUACUCACUGUCUGUCUUCUAUCCAGAAUGUGGCUUAGAAAAGGAGAAGGUAUUUACAGCAAGAGAUCUCCUACAGAUCAUGAAAAUCAGCUCAAGAUCAGACCUUUACAAGUCCAUUAUCUCAAAUCUUCAAAAGGACCAUCAAAAAGGAUUUCUUAUUGAAUUCCUGAAGGAACUGAGUGAUCAUCACCUAACGAGGGACUAUCGAGAUGCAGAGAUUCAGACCAACUGUGUUCCACAGUAUAAGGAAUCUAUUGUUGAUAAGCUUCAAAUGAUUGACGAAGAGUAUGCAGCGUUUCAACCUGCAAACAUGCAAGAGGACUUCUGGGAAACAAGACUGCUUAAAUAUCGCAAACAAAUAGAAGAACAGCUUCAAGCAGAACUGCAGCAAGAGUUACAGAAUUUUAAGGAUGCAGAAUUGGCUAAAAUUAAGAUUCAGGAGAAAGAACGGUCAAGGAAAGACAUAGAAGACCACAGACUGAAACUAGAUAAAAUGUACCAAUUGAAAGCUGAAGCAUUGAUCACACGAGAGAAGAAUGCUAUUGAGAGACUUCAGAAACAGAAGGAGGUUGAGGAAAAAGAAAUCUAUAUACAAAGACAAAGUUUAUUGAAAGACAUUGAAGCUCUGCGUAAUAGAGAAGUAGAACUUAGGCAACGAACUGAAGCCUUUGAAUUGACCCAGAAUUUGCAUGAACAGAAGAACAAGAAUGUAGAAGAUGGUCUCCAAAGACGGGAGCUGGCAGUGAAAAAUAUCGAGGAGACUUAUGAGCAAAAGCUUAAGAAUGAACUGUGCAAGUAUCAGCUUGAACUGCAAGAAGAUUAUCGAAAAAGAACUGAGAAAAUGGCAAUAAAUGAGAAAAGAAUUGAAGCAGAAACAGCUCGAUUACAUGAAGAAUCUCUUAUCAUACAUUCUAGUAAAAAGGAAUUUCAACAAACCCGUGCUCAAGUGAUGAAGUUAGAGGUUGAACUAGAUGAAGCUGAAGGCCAAGUUUGUUUGCUAAUGAAGCAGAAUGAAUUACUGAAUGAAAAGUUAAAGGACACAGCAGACUAUACAUCGUUAAAGACUGAAAAUGUACAGUUUCAGGCCGAGAUCAAACUGCUUCGGAAACAGUUGGAUGAAGCUCGUUGUGAAAAUCAGAAACUGUGUGAAAUGUUAAAUGAACCUUCUGCUGCACAUGUAGCACUUCAAGCUGAAUUGAAGAAAACAGAAUAUUCCAGAAAGCUUGAUCAGGAUGAAUAUCAAAGGCAAAAAGAAAUAUUAGAGCAACAGCUGCAGAAUGAGGUGGAGCGGUGUGCAUAUGUGAGAAGCCAACUUGUGGAAUUUGAGGAUCAAACCAGAAGGCUGAAUGGGCAAGUUGAUGAUUUGAAACUUCAACUGCGACAGACACAGUUGGCUUUAGAGAAUGAAGUGUACCGUAAUCCCAAACCCUCACUGGUUGAUCGGUCGGCCCUUGACCUCACUGCAAACAGAAUAGUACCUCCUGAUAUUUAUGUAGAUACUGGUUUACCCAGGAGCCGGGUAGUAUUUGAAGAACAACUCCUUUAUCCAGGUUCUGGUAUAGGUGCAAACUACUCCAAGUACAUCGGAACGCCAAGCUCUUCGUCGGAUUCAGACCAAGAUUUUGUAGCAGGAGCCAAGGCCCGAAUAAGAGAGCUAGAAAAGGAGUCCGAGAACCUAGAGGAAGCCUACAGAAACUACCAAAACAGAGUGAUUCAAGCUGCUAUUCAGAAAAGUUCAGAGAUUCGAGCUUUCUCCCCAAUGCCAGUUAACAGUAUUCUCAGUAAAAUUUCAUCCAGCCACCAACACAGAGUAACAUUUGCAGACUCUUUCCUAACUUCCAAACAGUCAGAGCCAACAAGACACCCAGUAUCUGAAGGAAGUCAUCAAUUAAUAAAUAAAAUUAAAGAUCACCAAACUCCCUCUGCAUGUAUGUUGACAUCCCCAAAAUAUAGCUCUUCAACACCUGUCAAACAGAAACCUGAAUAUGGCACGUGCGUGAAGACUUCAGAAGGUGAGGAUGGGUCAUUUCUGGUGUGUGUUGCCAAUGUAUCUGAACAUCAGACAUCAAUUACAACCAAUGAAGUACAAUCCUGUGUCUUUCCAGAUGUCAAUACUGCAAACUGUCCUUUAUCCAUCAUCUGUGAUGCUAAUGAAAGGUCAGAAAUUCAUCAGAUUGAUAAUCCUGUGUCUAUGCCUUCAACAAUUCCAAGGUUUGAAGAACCGCUUGAUCAACCAGAUAAUCAUUGUGAAAUCAUGCAAGAAGGCGUUUCAAUGCUUAACAAAUACUGGGAGGAAAAUGAGGAUAAAGGCUCUGUUUCUUCACUAGACCAAGAAAUAAUUUCCUCUCCAGCAGAUGCAUGUAAAUUGGAAUGGAUUGAAGAAGAGGGAAAAAGCAGAGAAGAGGAAGAAAGCGGAGAAGAAGAGGGAAAUCGAGGAAUAAAAGAAAACGAAUGGGGAGAUCAGAGACACAGGGAUGAGGAGAAACUAUGUUUGGAAAGCCAGGAAUCAAGUGAAAGAGAACAGAAGGAACUGGAACAAUUAGAGCAAGAAAAGGAGGAGGAAAACCUAAUGAUGGACCAAGGUAGACAAAGCCCAGAGGAGCAGAUUCCAGAAAUUGUAGAAUUACCUGCUUCAAGUGCAGAUCCGCUGGAGAAAUAUAUGAAACUAAUUCAACAGCAGAAGGAAGAAGAACAUCAGGAUAAGUAUUCUUCACAGAGUUCCAAGAAGGAAGUGGGAGAAGAGAGUUCUUUAUUCCAAACACUGUCUGAUGGGAAAACUGGCAGUCCUGCAGCUUCACAUGAAGAGACUGAUGAUACAUUCUGGUGAACUUGCCACAGAACAACAGAUCUUUAAUACAGACCAUCACAGAAUGCAUUUAAGCUACACUCAACAUUUUUUAAAUAAAUUGUUUUAUUGAAAUUUUAUAAAUCUU
Messenger RNA from Pristis pectinata (smalltooth sawfish), 3413 nucleotides. RefSeq names its product OFD1 centriole and centriolar satellite protein (gene ofd1). The record is from RefSeq and is a predicted model, not a curated record. The transcript is spliced from 23 exons. Gene Ontology annotation, biological process: epithelial cilium movement involved in determination of left/right asymmetry. Gene Ontology annotation, cellular component: centrosome; ciliary basal body. Gene Ontology annotation, molecular function: protein binding. Lineage: Eukaryota; Metazoa; Chordata; Chondrichthyes; Rhinopristiformes; Pristidae. Bases 218 to 3307 code for a protein of 1029 amino acids.